Messenger RNA from Puccinia graminis f. sp. tritici CRL 75-36-700-3, 1221 nucleotides. RefSeq lists its product as uncharacterized. The transcript has 3 exons. The coding region runs from base 1 to 1221 and encodes 406 amino acids. The record is from RefSeq and is a predicted model, not a curated record. Gene Ontology annotation, biological process: DNA integration; DNA recombination. Gene Ontology annotation, molecular function: DNA binding. NCBI's taxonomy places the organism in Eukaryota, Fungi, Basidiomycota, Pucciniomycetes, Pucciniales, Pucciniaceae.
AUGCUAGACCUAAGUAAGAUAAAAACUUUCUUAGCAAAUGGAUGCCAACUUAGAAGCCCUAGCUCCCUAGACAUACACUUCUUAAGGGGAUACAAGUGGAAUACUCUACUUAGUUAUAAUGCGGCAACGCAGAAGUUCAUGAAGUACAAAAUCGCAGUCAAAGAAACGCCGUUCACCCUUCCCAUAUCAGCCGGAGAUCUCUACGGAUUUUGCCAUUGGGCAGGAAAGAACGUCGAUGAAUCUGACCCUCAAGACAUAUGCGCCAAAACCUUAGCGAAAUACCUCUACGGGAUUCAAGCCUGGCACCUAUAUCACUCAGUCGAAUACCCAGCAGAAUCCAAGGCUAAGAUAACCGUCCUCCUCCGCGCUUCUGCACACGCCGACGCCGAGCGGCCUCCCAGACCAGUAAAAACUCCUGUAACCGUGGCGCAACUGGUGGCACUCACCGAUCAAUUGGUGGCCAGCGACAACCAAGGGAAAGCAGUCUUGGAUUUAGCCAUUGUGGCCUUCUGGGGGAUGGCGCGGCUAGCUGAGGUCACUUACGAUCAAGCAACAGGCCCACUUCAAAGGACUGCCUCACUACUGACCUCGGACGUACGUUUCAUCGAAACUCAAAGCGGCGUCAUCGCGGAAUUAACAAUCAGAGGGGCAAAGACUUGUACGCCGGGGAGUUCGCAGAAGAUUUUACUCCACAGUCUUAAGCAUAUGUUAUGCCCAGUCAUGGCGGUGAAGCGAAGGCUGGGAGAGGCGAGAAACGAAGACACCUCUCUAUUCGGAUACGGCUACGGUAUCCGCGGAAGGACUCACCUCACCAAGUCAGUAGUAAGGAGAGUGUUAUCGUCUUCUUGGAAUCGGCUAGGCUUUCCAGAUUUGACGGGACAUUCUUUCCGAGUCGGGGGCGCUUCCUUGCGUCACGCAAUAGGGGUCCCUGUAGAAGAAAUCUGCAGGCUUGGAAGGUGGACCAGUAGCUGCUAUAAGUUGUACAUCCGUCCAUUUCCAGAAAAGGACGUUGUUUCCACCUUAAAACUGUUGAAGGAAUUAGAGAUAACUGCGGGUGAGGGACCCAGGAGGAUCGCCGAGCUGGGCUCCGAGUACAAUAGCUCGGAGAAAUGGGUCGAGCUUCGGCUCUACUCAACCGGAUCUUCGGAUGCCUGGCGGUACUUCCGGGCCGGAGCCUAUGAGAAGCGCCACGCCGGUCGUGUGCUAUUAGCCACAACCUAG